AAGGUUGCUUUGGUCAAAGCCCAACCCACACUCCAAGGACACCACCACCACCACAGGCCUAACUCUGUCUCUUUCUCUCUGACUCACCAUGGCAGUUUCUUCGUCCUCUCCGUUAUCAAGAACUCUCAGGAUUGGUAUAGUGGGAUUCGGCCCCUUUGGGCAGUUCCUGGCAACAACCAUGAUGAAACAAGGCCACACCCUCACCGCAACUUCUCGGUCAGAUCACUCUCAGCUCUGCGCCCGCUUGGGCAUCUCAUUCUUCAGGGGCAUGACUGAAUUUAUUGAAGCAGAGAAUGAUGUUAUAAUGCUAUGCACAUCUAUACUAUCUCUAACGGAGGUCCUCAAGUCUUUGCCUCUCCACUGUCUUAAGCGGCCGACACUCUUUGCCGACGUCCUAUCGGUUAAAGAAGGCCCAAGAGAGGUUCUAUUGCAAGUGCUUCCCGAGGAGUCGGAUGUGCUUUGCACUCACCCAAUGUUUGGACCAGAGAGUGGGAGAGAUGGGUGGAAUGGUUUAUCUUUCAUGUACGAGAGGGUUCGAAUAAGGGAUGAAGCUACCUGCUCCUCUUUCCUACACAUUUUUGAGAGUGAGGGUUGCAGAAUGCUGGAAAUGUCCUGUGAAGAACAUGAUAAACUGGCGGCGAGGAGUCAGUUUCUUACUCACACCAUUGGCAGGAUACUGUCAGAAAUGGAGAUUGAGUCCACACCUAUUGACACAAAAGGCUUUCAGACACUUAUUCAAUUGAAAGAGAGCACAAUCAGAGAUAGUUUCGAUCUGUACAGUGGGUUAUUUGUCCAUAAUAAGUUCGCUAAACAAGAGCUGAACAACCUAGUACUCGCAUUUGAGAAGGUCAAACAGAAGCUAGAGGAGAUGAACGAGAAGUCGGAUCUAAGCAUGCAGCCAUUAUAGAGACGAGCCUCACAGAGAAGAUAAAUUUGAGGGUUCUUUGACUGCUUUAUUGGUUUGGUACUUCUCCUUUUUCUGGUAGAUUAUUAGUGUACACCAAAACUAAUGUUAACUAGACCCUCUGAGCUUGAAUGCGGCUCAUCUCUACAUGUAUGGAUUCGAUUUUUUAUUUUAAUGGGUCAAAAUUCAGAACUGAAAA
Messenger RNA from Vitis riparia (riverbank grape), 1103 nucleotides. RefSeq names its product arogenate dehydrogenase 1, chloroplastic-like. Gene Ontology annotation, biological process: L-tyrosine biosynthetic process. Gene Ontology annotation, molecular function: NAD+ binding; prephenate dehydrogenase (NAD+) activity; prephenate dehydrogenase (NADP+) activity. The transcript is spliced from 7 exons. The record is from RefSeq and is a predicted model, not a curated record. Lineage: Eukaryota; Viridiplantae; Streptophyta; Magnoliopsida; Vitales; Vitaceae. The coding region runs from base 89 to 907 and encodes 272 amino acids.